AUGAAAGACAAGGGCAUCUCUCCCUUGACCACCUCGAAGCUGGCGAAUCAAGGCUAUCCAAAGCCGCCUCACAGUCUGCUCACCAGUAACUCCUAUCACAUGGAGAAAUCCUUCACGAGGCUGUCAGAGCAGCAAAAUUCCAUCGCGUCCAAACCAGUGGAAGACGAUGGUUCCUUCUUAAGAGUCCAUGACCAGACCCCUUCGAGCACCUCGCUUCCCAUCACCCCAGUGACCGAAGGUUUCUCCGCCACGGCCCCGAAUACGCGUCCAGCCAGCGUUGCGCUUGAGGAACCCCGUGCAGAUGCUGAAGAAGUGUUCCGCCUGAAACUGCAGCUUGCACAGGCUCGGAACCACAUCUCCAAGCUGGACCAAGAGCUUGCCCAGUCCCGAUCUGUCAAGGAAUCCGAAGCAAUGUCUCGUGCUGAAGCAGCUCCUCGGGACAGUAUCUGGAACAGAGGCACCCCGGAUGAUACUCAGUCCGAUACUAGCGAUUCUACCACCGCCGCACUCAACCGUGCUCGUGGAAUCUGGGGAACUGCCAAGGCGUCCUUCGCCAACAACGCCUCUCUUCCACCGCCUGCUCCCGAGCCAUCUCCGGCUCACUGGUUCGGCGGUCGAGGAUUUAACCAGAACUGUCUGGAGCCAAACUCGCCUUACGUCUUGGUCGGCAAUCAUCGCCCUGAACGACAGACCCCAGAUCACGAUUUCAUGAUGCGUCCCCCGUCAAACCGACGUGGUGCUCGUUUCGACAGCCGAGUGAACGCAAACCACCAGUUUGGAGGGUCCUUCGUCAAUAUCAACGGUCCGGCUCAUCAGUUCGACUCGGUUGGUGGCCCACUGCCCGUUCCAGUGCCAGGCUCCCACGUUGGUGUCGGACCAGCAAUGGCUCCUAUGGGCAUGAACAUGUACCCCCAGUUUCAUCAACAAGCAAUGGGCACUCCUCUUUCUCCCCAUGCCUCCGAGUUCACUUCAAAGGCCAGCUGGAAGAGCGAAGUAGCUAGCAGUUCGAUGGAGAUCACUCAUUAUCACCCACAUGCUGAUGAGAAACAGAUCGUUGCGUCCGAGGGGCCAACUUAUCUCCCACCAACAGAGCCUCUCAACUACCGUCGUCUCCUCGACCGAAACGUGAACUGCAACUGGAAGUACAUUGUUGACAAGAUUGUCUGCAACAACGAUCAGCAAGCUUCAAUCUUUCUGCAGCAGAAGCUCAAGGUGGGAACACCCGAACAAAAGUAUGAGAUUGUCGAAGCAAUCGUGGCGCAGGCGUACCCCUUGAUGGUCAACAGGUUUGGCAAUUUCCUCGUCCAACGCUGCUUUGAGCACGGAACCCCGGAACAGGUCAUUAAGAUUGCCGAAGCCAUUCGUGGCAAUACUCUCAAUUUGUCCAUGGAUCCUUUUGGAUGCCAUGUCGUCCAGAAGGCCUUUGACUCGGUCCCAGAAGAGUACAAGGCAAUCAUGGUCCACGAGCUCCUCCGUCGUAUCCCCGAGACUGUGAUUCACAGAUAUGCUUGUCACGUCUGGCAGAAGCUUUUCGAACUUCGAUGGACCGAGUCUCCUCCCCAGAUCAUGAAGUUUGUCAAUGAGUCGCUCAGGGGAAUGUGGCACGAGGUUGCCCUUGGCGAGACUGGCAGCCUGGUUGUUCAGAAUAUCUUUGAGAACUGCCUCGAAGAAGACAAGCGUCCUUGCAUUGAAGAGGUCCUUGCCAAUAUCGACAUUGUGGCUCACGGUCAGUUUGGGAACUGGUGCAUCCAGCACAUCUGCGAACACGGUGCUCCCCCUGACCGCAGCCGGGCCAUUGAUCACGUCAUCCGGUAUGCCGCGGAGUAUAGCACCGACCAGUUCGCCUCCAAAGUUGUGGAGAAGUGUCUCAAGAUUGGUAGUGCCGAGUUCCUGGGUCGAUAUCUUGAUAGAGUUUGCGAGGGACGCCGCGAUCGCACCCGCAUCCCUCUGAUUGACAUUGCCAGCGACCAGUACGGAAAUUACCUUAUUCAGUGGAUUCUUAACAACGCUUCUCCUCAACAUCGUGAGAUGGUUGCUGCCCAUAUUCGAAAGCACAUGGUCUCUCUCAGGGGCUCCAAGUUUGGAUCUCGUGUCGGGAUGCUGUGCACCAAUCACGCGGUCACGACUCGCCCGGGCCCGGGAGUUGGACCGGGCAUGGGCAGCGGCCGCAUCGGAGGACCAGGACCGGCACGUUUCGGGACCUCUUACCGUUGA
Messenger RNA from Trichoderma citrinoviride, 2214 nucleotides. RefSeq names its product ARM repeat-containing protein. Lineage: Eukaryota; Fungi; Ascomycota; Sordariomycetes; Hypocreales; Hypocreaceae. The record is from RefSeq and is a predicted model, not a curated record. Gene Ontology annotation, cellular component: cytoplasm. The coding region runs from base 1 to 2214 and encodes 737 amino acids. Gene Ontology annotation, biological process: post-transcriptional regulation of gene expression. The transcript has 3 exons. Gene Ontology annotation, molecular function: mRNA 3'-UTR binding.